UAAAAACACUGGAAUACAAUAGCAGAUAGCAGUUGUGGCAAAAAAUUGCCAUCAAUUGUUCAACGCACAUUUUGAGCGAUUGAUAAGCUGAAAAAAAAGAUGAUUUUAAAAUUACAUUUCAAUUUUAUAUACAAACUUCAAACGUAUGAAAAACUGAAAUUUUACUAAUACGCUGGAUUCCUCUUUCCACCAGCAUUUCAAUGAGGAGUCACAAACCAUAGGGUUACUUUGAAAAAAAUCAUGUUGACGGUGGUUUCAGCUACCGCUGGAGGGAUAUAUUAUCUCGAUAUUGCUUGCAAAAGGGGGGUAUAUAAAUACAUUAAAUCGUUGACGUAUGCCGGGAAUUUUUAGAAAAGAUAUUCACCUCCCUGCUAAAGAAUUCAUUUCAGUUAAAGUCUCCACACAGUAUAAUAUCUAAGCAUUCUUGUUUUUCCUUAUAAAGUUCAGACAUUGAUUCAGAGAUAUAUAGCGGGCUGUCUGUUUUUCUCGAAAAGGAAGCAAGAUAUGAAAAAAAUAGCAGAGAUUAUACACUCCCCAAAAUAGCAAGAGACAGAAAGGACACACUCCCAACAGUGCGCGAUGAUGAAGUGUGCUUUCAUCCUUCUAACAUUAUUAGCGUUUUGCUACUCUUCGCCAGUAGGCGGCGGUAGGAAAAUCUCCAUAGGCGAAGAUGGUUCCAUCAAGAUCCUAGGGCAAUAUGGAAGGUGGGUGAUUAUUUCGAAGAACUCCCAGAAUCACGGCAAGAACAUCGAAAUCGCAGUUGGAAGUCCUUCUGGAGUCUUCGAGAAGAUAUACCUUGACGUAGAAAACAACUCGAAGAGUGUUGAUGCUGGGGAGGAAAGACCAAGAAAUGCAGCAGACAUCAUUUAUGGAAUCUUCCAACAAUACCAAGGAGUUGUUGAUGAUCAAUCUUAUAACAACCUGUUGUUGAAAGUACAUAGCUAUGUCCAGUCAGGAGAUUUGAGCCCCUCCGUCUACAAUAUUUUGAGAGGAAUACAUGGUGAUAUCAAACUACUAGGAGAUCAAGUUGAAACAGAAUAUGGUAUUCAGCAGAACGGUGGAUCAUCUGGAUCUCGAUUGGGUGGAAACCACCAUGGUGGUGUUCAAUAUGGAAGCUUCCUCAACGGUUUGAGACAAAAUGUAGCCUGGCAAAAAGAUCCUUUGUAUGUCAACAAAUACGAGGUACCACAAUUAGACGAACCAGUAUUAUAUGGAAGAGUUCCAGUUGAUUCUGAGUAUGAUGUCCAAUAUCCAGCAUAUGGAAACGUUCUUAGCAGUCAGAGAGAUGCAGAAGAGCAACUCGAUGGAUACCUGCCAGUCUCCAGAGAAUUGCUGAGUCUCUACAAGCCACACCUGAACUACUAUCAACAAUGGGCAAAUCAUGCCGACUACGAGUCUGUACAACAGGGCUACAAACUGUACCUGCAGCUGAUUAACAUUCAGCACUCCCAACUGAGCUCUGUACAGCAAGAAAAAUUAAAUAUCAUUCACCAACAGUGGGUCAACUUCCAGAAACAACUCAGCCCUGAAGAACUCAAACAAUUAUCCUACUUGUACGAGCAGUGGAUCAACUGUGAACAAGUGCUCAGCGCUGAACAAUAUCAUUGCGACAAUCUCCAUGGUGAAUGGACCAGUUUUCAACAAAGCUUGAGCCUUGGCCACCGCCAAACGCUCAGUAAAAUUUACAAACAAUGGAUUGCAAUUCAACAGGAAUUGAACUUCGCGCAGUUGAGUCAACUUGAACAACUGUGGUCCAAUUUGUACCAACGAUGGGUCAGUUUAGGAGAAAAACUUAGUUUUGAACAGCAAUAUCAACUCAGCGUUAUUUUACCACGAUGGAUUGAAUACAAUCUACAAAGGGUAAGCGGAAUAUGGAGUCAACCCCAGCAAUACCAAUACUACAAUCUCCGCUACCAAUUGGUCAAACUGUACGAACAGCUGAGUGUUGAACAACAACAAGAACUCAACUAUAUUUACCAGAUUUGUGUUAUGAUAAUGCGCCAGCAGAUCAAUCCUGGAGAGUGGAUACAAGUGGGAUACCGAUUGAAAAGUUUCGUUCAUCAACUGUUCUCUGGUCCACAAGAAAUGAAAUCUGUGCAGAACCACUACUUCAUUAGAUUCUACCAGGAGUGGGUUAAUUAUGUAGAGAAUCUGGUCAAUCUUGAACUAACAUUGCAAAACAUCUAUGAAAGAUGGGUUAUGUUCCAACAGCAGCUGAACCAAGAACAAUUACAACAGUUCAGAGCUUUCUUCCCCCAAUGGAUCAGUCUGAGAGUACAGAAAUUUAGUGGCAUCUGGAGCGAGCUUGAUGAACAAAAAUACGAAGUCAUGCAGAAUAAGUGGAAUGCAUUCCAACAACAGCUGUCUAGUGCCCAGAAACAAUUGUUGGUUGAUCUCUCCAGAGCUUGUCAUUUGAUCUCACAACAAAAUAUCGAUAGUAUUAGCUGGAGCAGUUUGUUAUAUCCAUUGGAUAUUUUCGUUCGACAGUUGAUCGUUUCUAAUCAACAAAACAUUGGACGCAAAGAACAACUAGAGUUUUACGAGAUCUUCCAAAGCUGGAUUGAAUAUUAUGUAAGCCAUAGACUCAAUUUUGAACAAUUCAGGAGCAUUUAUGGGCAAUCUCAGUAUCACGAUCAGUUGAUACGAUCUGGAUAUUUUGGUGAAGUACAACCGGUUGUGUGGGGCCAACAAUAUUUGUAUUCACACAGUCGUCAGCCGAAUGUUAUCAGCCCAUGGGGAAACUUCAUGUUUCAGAAAGCUCAUCAAAAUCAAAUUGUUCCAGAACAAUUGUUGCAAUAUGGCGUCGUUUAUUGAAAUUGAGUGAAUGCAUUUCAUGUCUUGUCUUUUUUCGGAAUCAAUAAAUGAUGAGUUCAUA
Molecule: messenger RNA, 2875 nt
Organism: Phaedon cochleariae (mustard beetle)
Lineage: Eukaryota; Metazoa; Arthropoda; Insecta; Coleoptera; Chrysomelidae
Source: the annotation of a GenBank genome assembly